This is a messenger RNA of Anoplopoma fimbria (sablefish), 2073 nucleotides long. Its product is annotated as GTPase IMAP family member 8-like. The record is from RefSeq and is a predicted model, not a curated record. Gene Ontology annotation, molecular function: GTP binding. The coding region runs from base 1 to 2073 and encodes 690 amino acids. The transcript has 4 exons. NCBI's taxonomy places the organism in Eukaryota, Metazoa, Chordata, Actinopteri, Perciformes, Anoplopomatidae.
AUGGCGACUGAAGCAAAAGUGUCCGAUGAUCUUCAACCUGUGAAGAGGAGCAGCAGCUAUGAAUGGAUGCCACCUUCCAUGUCUGAGCUGAGGGUUGUUCUGCUGGGGAACAGCUGGUCUGAGAGGAGUUCAGUGGGGAACUUCAUACUGGGAGAGACUGAGUUCAACACUGAGGAAGAACCAGAUCACUGUCUGAGAGUCAGAGGACGGAUGGAAGAGAAAGAAAUAGUUCUGAUCAACACUCCAGAUCUGCUGCUCCCCAACAUCUCUGAAGACAAACUAAGAGAACAUGUAGAAAACUGUGAGAGACUCUCUGAUCCUGGACCUCAUGUGUUCCUGCUGGUUCUGCAGCCUGAAGACUUCACUGAGGAACUCAAAGAGAAGCUCUGCAGAGUCCUGAAACUCUUCAGUCAUCAAUCAUUUGAUCAUUCAUUGAUACUGAUAUCAACAUCCAGAGAGGAGAGUUCAGCUUUCAUGGAGAAAGACCAGCCCUUAAAAGACAUGAUCAGAAUGAGUAGAUACAGAUAUCUGUGGCAGAAGAACCUUGAACGUCCAGAACUUUUAACACGUUUGUGUCAAACUGUAAAAGAGAACAAUGGACAUCUGAUCUGUGAUGUAUUUGAGGAUGAGGGUUUGAUCAUGACACCAAAGUCUGACCAAAUGAAACCAUCCUUAAACCUGGUUCUGUGUGGGAGGACAGGAUCAGGGAAGACCUCAGCAGCCAAGGCCAUUUUAGGUCAGACAGAGCUUCAUUCAGUCUCCACCUCAUCAGAGUGUGUUAAACAUCAGGGAGAGGUGUGUGGACGUUGGGUUUCUGUGGUGGAGCUGCCUGCCUUGUAUGGAAAACCUCAGGAGGCAGUGAUGGAGGAAUCUCUCAGGUGUAUCUCCCUCUGUGAUCCUGAGGGCGUCCAUGUCUUCAUCCUGGUCCUACCUGUGGGUCCCCUCACUGAUGAAGACAAGGGAGAGUUACAGACCAUCCAGAACACAUUCAGCUCUGCAGUCAAUGACUUCACCUUCAUUCUGUUCACUGUGGAGUCACAUCCUGAAGCUCCAGCUGUUGUUGAGUUUGUCAAAGAAACCAAGGAGAUCCAGGAUCUCUGUCAGAGCUGUGGAGGAAGAUAUGUUGUUCUCAACAUCAAGGACCAGCAGCAGAUCCCAGAGCUGUUGGAUUCUGUGGAAAAGAAGAUAGUUGAAGGAUCCAGAUGCUUCACAAUGAAGAUGUUCACCAAGGCUCAGAUUAAGAAGGUUGUAAAGCAGGAAAACAUUAACACAAGACUUGAAGCUGAACUGAGGGAUCUGAAACAUAAAAGUAAGAUGGAAAUAGAUGAUAAACAUCAGAGUAAAGAGUGUCUCAGGAUGGUGCUGAUCGGGAAGACUGGCAGCGGGAAGAGUGCAACAGGAAACACCAUUUUGGGUAAAGAACAUUUUAAAUCUAAAGCCGGCGUAGAUUCAGUGACCAAGUUUUGUGAGAAAGCAACAGGAGAGGUUGAUGGACGGCCUGUCGUCAUAGUCGACACCCCCGGAUUGUUUAAUACGACUCUGUCUGAUGAUGACGUUCAACAGGAGCUUGUGAAAUGCAUCAGCAUGUUGUCUCCUGGACCUCAUGUUUUCUUACUGGUGCUGAAGGUCGGCCGCUUUACAAAACAAGAAAAAGAGUCUGUGGAGCUGAUCAAGAGAUAUUUUGGUAAGAAGUCUGAAGAUUUCAUCAUCAUUGUAUUCACCAGAGGAGAUGAUCUGGAAGAUCACACAAUUGAUGGUUACAUAGAAGACAGUGAUGACUUGGUGAAAAAACUAGUAAAUGACUGUGGAGGAAGAUACCAGGUCUUCAACAACAAAAAUCAAACAGACCGCACACAAGUCAGAGAUUUGAUGAAGAAGACAAACAAAAUGUUGAAGGAAAAUGGUGGCAGCUGCUACACCUCAGAGAUGUUCCAAGAGGCCGAAGCAGCAAUACAGAAGGAAGUGGAGAGAAUCCUGAAGGAGAAAGAAGAAGAAAUGCAGAGACAGAAGGAGGAGCUUCAAAGAAAACAUGAAGAAGAAAUGGAAGCAAUCCUGAUCAUCACAGGCUUCUGA